AUGUCGGACGAUCCUUUUCUCCAAGUCCAGUCCGAAGUCCUCAACACCCUCCAAACAACCCGCCCCCUCUACGCCUCCUUCCUCCGCAUCCGCUCCCUGACCACCUCGUCCUCCAACCCGGAACUGCAACAAUCGCGCACCGAGCUCGAAUCCACACUGACCGACCUGCGCGCCGACCUGGCCGAUCUGGUCGAGUCUGUGCGCGCCGUCGAACUCGAUCCUUAUCGCUAUGGCCUCGAGCUUGACGAAGUCGAGCGCCGGCGCAAGUUUGUCGCCGAGGUGGGCGGCGAAAUCGAGUCGAUGGCGGGUGAGAUGGCGAAAUCGGUUGUUGAGCAGCAGCAGCAAGAACAUGAACAACAACAACAAAGGAAAAAUCAGUCGUUGCCGAAUCCGGCAGAGUUUGAUACGGAUGAUGAUAAUAAUAACAACGAGAGAGGCGACUACUACUCGGCGUACGAAGAGCAGCGGCAGGUCGAGAUGAUGUCGAACCAGAACGAGCAGCUAGACGGCGUGUUUCGCACAGUCGGAACGCUGCGGCAGCAGGCUGAUACGAUGGGCAGGGAGUUGGAGGAUCAGACUGUCUUGCUGGACGAUGUUGAUUUCCUGGCCGACAGGGUGGGCGGCAAGCUGGCCAGUGGGAUGAAGAGGAUAGGGACGAUUGUGAAGAAGAACGAGGAUACGUAUUCGUCCUGCUGCAUUGCAGUUCUCAUAACCGUGCUCAUCCUCUUAUUAAUUUUGGUGAUUGCAUUGUGA
Molecule: messenger RNA, 753 nt
Organism: Talaromyces rugulosus
Lineage: Eukaryota; Fungi; Ascomycota; Eurotiomycetes; Eurotiales; Trichocomaceae
Exons: 3
Coding region: 1-753 (250 amino acids)
Biological process (GO): Golgi vesicle transport
Cellular component (GO): membrane
Source: RefSeq, a predicted model, not a curated record